Tarenaya hassleriana is the source of this 1161-nucleotide messenger RNA. RefSeq names its product probable indole-3-pyruvate monooxygenase YUCCA11. Bases 1 to 1161 code for a protein of 386 amino acids. The transcript has 4 exons. The record is from RefSeq and is a predicted model, not a curated record. Gene Ontology annotation, molecular function: flavin adenine dinucleotide binding; N,N-dimethylaniline monooxygenase activity; NADP binding. NCBI's taxonomy places the organism in Eukaryota, Viridiplantae, Streptophyta, Magnoliopsida, Brassicales, Cleomaceae.
AUGGAUCAAGAAGCUAAUAAGAUUGAAGUCCUGAUCAUCGGAGCUGGACCGGCCGGUUUAGCAACGUCUGCAUGCCUUAACCGGCUAGGCAUACCGAACGUUGUACUCGAGAGAGAAGAUUGCAGUGCCUCUCUGUGGAGGAGAAGGUCCUACGACCGUCUGAAGCUCCACCUGGCGAAGCAAUUCUGCGAGCUCCCUCACAUGGCAUUCCCCCGCCAUGCACCCACCUUCGUCCCCAAGCAAGGUUUCACCGCUUACCUUGACGAGUACGUAACCCGUUUCGGCAUAAACCCUAGGUACAACCGCCGCGUUACGUCGGCGUCUCACGAGGGAGGAUGGGGGGUGGAGGCUGACGAUGUGGCGACGGGAGGGAAGGAGGUCUACGUGGCAGAGUUUCUGGUGGUGGCGACGGGGGAGAACGGAGAGGGGGUGAUUCCGGCGAUAGAGGGGCUGAAGGAGAGCUUUGGAGGAGAGUAUAUGCACUCGAGUGACUACAAGAACGGCCAUAGAUUCGCCGGAAAAAAUGUAUUGGUCGUCGGAUGUGGAAACUCCGGCAUGGAGAUUGCUUAUGAUCUCUCCAAAUCGAAUGCGAAUGUCUCCCUCGUCGUCCGCAGUCCGGUCCACGUGUUGACGAAAUGCAUAGUGCAAAUGGCAAUGACGAUUAUGAAAUUGAAGAUCUUCCCCGUAAAACUGGUGGACACACUCUGUCUGUUCCUCGCAAAGAUGAGUAUGGGAGACACGUCGAGAUAUGGGCUUCAAAGGCCCAAAUUAGGCCCAUUUCUUCUCAAGAUGAAGACCGGAAGAUCGCCGACCAUCGACGUUGGCUGUUUGAACCUCAUCAAAUCCGGCAACAUUCGGGUUGUGCAAUCAAUCAAAAGCAUAGAAGGGAACAGAGUCAAGUUUGUAAACGGAGAGAACAAAAACAUAGACGCCAUUAUCUUCGCCACUGGUUACAAGAGCAAUGUAGCCAGAUGGCUUCAGGUAAAUAUCACAAUGUUUCCUUUGUCCUUUUCGAAACGUCAGUUCCCGGAUCAUUGGAAGGGACAGAACGGAUUGUACUGUGCUGGAUUCGCCAGACAAGGAUUGGUCGGCAUUUCAAGAGAUGCUCAGAGCAUUGCCAGAGACAUCGAUAUGUUGAUUCAACGUAGAAGCAUACUGUAG